Messenger RNA from Grus americana (Whooping crane), 1330 nucleotides. It is a transcript of the gene TAF9B, whose product is annotated as TATA-box binding protein associated factor 9b. Bases 33 to 800 code for a protein of 255 amino acids. Gene Ontology annotation, cellular component: SAGA complex; transcription factor TFIID complex. The transcript is spliced from 7 exons. Gene Ontology annotation, molecular function: RNA polymerase II general transcription initiation factor activity; transcription coactivator activity; protein heterodimerization activity. Gene Ontology annotation, biological process: RNA polymerase II preinitiation complex assembly; DNA-templated transcription initiation. The record is from RefSeq and is a predicted model, not a curated record. Lineage: Eukaryota; Metazoa; Chordata; Aves; Gruiformes; Gruidae.
GGAAAGCGGCCGCCUGGAGGCGAGCGGAAGCGAUGGAGCCGGCCAAGAUGGCGUCUCCCAAGAGCGCGCCCAAAGACGCGCAGGUGAUGGCGCAGAUCCUGAAGGACAUGGGCAUCACGGAGUACGAGCCGCGCGUCAUCAACCAGAUGCUGGAGUUCGCCUACAGGUAUGUGACUACGAUUCUGGAAGAUGCAAAAAUUUACUCGAGCCACGCAAAGAAAUCCAGCGUCGAUGCAGAUGACGUGAGGUUGGCGAUCCAGUGUCGAACGGACCAGUCGUUCACAUCUCCACCUCCGAGAGACUUCUUGUUAGAUAUCGCGAGGCAGAAAAACCAGACGCCGUUGCCGUUGAUAAAGCCUUAUUCUGGACCCAGGCUUCCGCCUGACAGAUACUGCUUGACAGCUCCCAACUACAGGCUCAAGUCCUUGCAGAAGAAGGUCUCUUCCUCUGCAGGGAGAAUAACGGUCCCUCGCCUGAGCGUUGGUGCUGUGAGCAGCAGGCCCAGCACUCCUACUCUAGGUACACCCUCAGCACAAACAGUGUCCGUCUCAACAAAAGUCGGCACUCCGGUGUCGCUGACCGGUCAGAGGUUCACCGUGCAGAUCCCCUCUUCUCAGGCAGCAGUCAAGUCAGCCACACCUACUACUCCAACAGUUCAGAAUGUUCUAAUUAAUCCUUCAUUAAUUGGACCAAAGAACAUUCUUAUUACUACAAACAUGGUAUCAUCACAGAAUACAUCUAAUGACUCAAACCCCUUGAAAAGGAAGCAUGAAGAUGACGAUGACUAUGAUAACUUGUGACGAGACUCUGCUCCCCUUCUGUUACUCAGUGAUUCGUGUCGGGUCUGAUAAGGUUUUUGCCCAGAGUUCUUUGUAAAUGGUGUGAGAGCGUGUAAAUACUCUGUUUGUGUGCGGUUGGGUGUGGAGUGAGAGAGAGAGAAAAGCACGGUUAACCUCUUACUGUGGCCCGUAAUGUCCUUCAAACCUCGGCAGCAGCGGUGAGUGCUGGUCACUGGUACGUGGGAGGACCUCAACACCCACACCAGUCCCUGCAGCUCUAACUCCCAAGUUGGUUGAGGAGUUAAAAGCCACCAUUUGUUCUUUAUUUAUUUCCAAAGAGCUGCACCGCUUUCCCUUGUCGCUUCCCUAAGCUUCUGCUUGGAUGUGUAUUAAAUAAACGUCACUGUCACCCUGCCGCUGACGUGAAGCCUCGGGCACCCACAGGUGCGUCUGCAGUGUAUGGAGAUCCCAGGUCCACCAUACGAAAAGACUGAGUAAAUUUAGUGCAUUUUUGUGUAUUAAACAAUAAACAAAGUGGCGUGUGUUUUUAA